UUUGGUCAAGAAAAAUAUUGCGAUAAAUAUUUGCAUUUUAAAAAUAUCAUAAAAAUAAAAAUUUCCACCCCAAGGCCAGCUGCCGCUUCCCGCGCAUUUUCUCAGCCCAGCAACACCAUCCAGACAACGUGGAACUCCCGCAGAACCAGAGACCGGCAAUAUUUCCAUUUUUCGGUAAACAAAAAUUGUGCAAAUCCAAGUUAAAAUGCCGCGCAGAAAGGUCCUCACGAACAACAACAAUGACGGCGAGUCGCAGGAUCAGCCGCCGAAGGCUAAACGCGCCAGGAUCGUCUUUCAUCUGGAGCUGCCCAAGCGUCGGACCAUUGUGGGUAACGUGCUGGUCUGCGGCAAUGGAGAUGUGGGCCAACUUGGUCUCGGUGAGGAUAUCCUGGAGCGCAAGCGACUCAGCCCCGUGGCGGGAAUCCCAGAUCCAGUGGACAUCUGUGCGGGAGGCAUGCACAAUCUGGUUCUAACCAAAACGGGUGACAUCUACUCUUUUGGGUGCAACGAUGAGGGCGCUCUGGGUCGCGACACCAGCGAGGAUGGCAGCGAGGCCAAACCAGGAAUCAUCGAGCUGCCCGGCAAGGCUCUGUGCAUUUCGGCGGGAGAUUCCCACUCCGCUUGUCUGCUGGAGGAUGGACGCGUCUUUGCCUGGGGCUCCUUCCGGGACUCGCAUGGCAACAUGGGCCUCACCAUUGACGGUAACAAGCGUACGCCCAUCGACCUGAUGGAGGGCACCGUCUGCUGCAGCAUCGCCUCUGGCGCCGAUCACCUGGUCAUCCUGACCACCGCUGGAAAAGUGUUCACAGUGGGCUGUGCCGAACAGGGUCAGCUGGGCCGGCUUUCGGAACGCUCCAUCUCCGGAGAGGGUCGUCGUGGCAAGCGCGACUUGCUGCGGCCCACCCAGCUCAUCAUCACGCGGGCCAAACCCUUCGAGGCCAUCUGGGCCACCAACUACUGCACAUUCAUGCGCGAAUCGCAGACGCAGGUCACCUGGGCCACCGGGCUGAACAACUUUAAGCAGCUGUCUCACGAGACGAAGGGCAGGGAGUUCGCAGUGGUGCCCAUCAGGACAGAGCUCAAGGAUGUCCGACAGAUUGUCGGCGGUCAGCAUCACACCCUUGUCCUGUCCACGGACCUCAAGUGCUCGGUGGUCGGUCGUCCGGAAUACGGUCGUCUGGGUCUGGGCGAUGUCAAGGAUGUCGUGGAGAAGCCAACGCUUGUAAAGAAGCUGACCGACAAGAUUGAGGCCGUCGGCUGCGGCGAGGUCUGUUCCUAUGCCAUUUCUGAGGAUGGCAAACUGUAUUCCUGGGGCUCCGGCGUCAACAACCAACUGGGCGUCGGCGAUGGCGACGAUGAGCUCGAGCCCGUCGUGGUUAUCAGCAAGAACACGCAGAACAAAAAGAUGCUGCUCGCAUGCGGCGGUGGUCAGCAUGCCAUCUUCCUGGCCGAGGCGGACAAGCAAGAGCAGAAGGAGAACAUACCGGACAAAUCGAGCACCAGCGGCAAUAAAAAGGACAAGACGCCACCGGAGAAUGAUGCCGAUAAGGAGCCUGCUCCGGGUUCCCCUCCCAAGAAGGCGAAGUCUGCAGCCAGCAGCACCAGUAAAAAGGAAAAGGCAUCGCCGCAGAACGAGGUCGUCGAAGAGCCCAAAAAGGAGCCGUCUCCUUCGCCCAAAAAGGCUGGGAAGGCCAAGAAGCCAGCUGCCAAGCGAGGCGCAAAAAAGACAUAGGAUUAACAACAAAACGCUGACUUUCCCAUUUUGUUUUCGGUCGCAUUUAGUUACAAAACCCUUACGCUUACCUUAUGGUUAAGGAAUUUUUGCUCAUUGUUCAGAUUCGUAAGAUAAUUCGAAAGUUUUUCUUGUAUAUGCUAAGAUUUACGAACUGAAUCCUGUUAAGUUCUUAUUAUUUGAUAAAUAGAUGUCCGCUCAUAUCUUACUAGUCUGUCUGACGAUGAAAACUCCUUUAUAACUCCUUUAUCUAAAUCUUUAUUAAUUCACACUCGUUUAAAAUACGAAACCGUAGUAAAUUUGUAUUUAAACGCAAAAUGAAACUGAGAUUUAUUUACAAACUAAUCAACUUUAAUCCGACAUAAUGCUAUCGGGUAUUUGUUUAUAUAAAUUACAAAAGACAUAUCCUGUU
Molecule: messenger RNA, 2144 nt
Organism: Drosophila ficusphila
Lineage: Eukaryota; Metazoa; Arthropoda; Insecta; Diptera; Drosophilidae
Gene: Rcc1
Product: regulator of chromosome condensation
Exons: 4
Coding region: 206-1732 (508 amino acids)
Cellular component (GO): cytoplasm
Molecular function (GO): guanyl-nucleotide exchange factor activity
Source: RefSeq, a predicted model, not a curated record